GCGCGCGCGCGAGAGAGAGAGAGAGAGAGAGAGAGAGAGAGAGAGAGAGAAGCCUGCGGAAGAGCGCAUGCGCCUCGUUCCCUCCACGCUCCCUCCGGCGGCGAAGUUAGGGCGUGGCGCGGCUUUUGACGGACGGGCGUUCCCUUCCCGCUAGAUGGGCGGGGAUUCCGGCCGGCACCGCCCCCUCCCUUCUCUUCUUGGCGGCUGCUGCUGAGGGGAAGAAGUGUCAGUCCGGUCAGGCGGCGAGGGAGAGGGCGGCGGCGGCGGCGGCGGCGGCGGGAAGAUGGCGGCAGCGGCGACGGCGGCGGCAGCGUGGCUGUGGAGCGGUCUGUGGAACGAGCGCUUCUGGUUCCCCGCCAACGUGAGCUGGGCCGACCUGGAGCGCCAGGAGCCCGGCGACGGGGAGGUGUACCCUCUCCCCCGCCACAUUUGGGUCGCUUUCCCCGGGGCGCUGGGCCUCUUCGCGCUGAGGCAGCUCUUCGAGAGGUGGGAGAGCGGCGGCGGCGGCUAAGGGGGGAACGGGGUGGCGGGGGCGGAGGGAGCCGGCGGGGGGGAAAGCGGCGCACACUUCCGCCCGCCUGCCUGACGGGCCGAGGCGAAUGGGAUGGGUGGGUGGGUCCGAGAGGGAAGAGGGAGCGUCGCCCUCGCGGCCGCUUCCUCAGUCGGCCUCGAGGAGGGUUUGGGGAGGGGGUCAGAGGAGGGAAGACCCGUUUUCUCUCGCCACGUUGGGCCGCCGUCUUAUUUCACCAUAAUAAAACCUUCAGAGGAACUCCGUAGCCAGACCGCACUCUUUAUAAAGAUGGGGAAUACGCAGGAGAAAUGGAUUUCCAGGAGAUAUAAUAAUACAAUGGUACCUCGGGUUACAUAUGCUUCAGGUUACAGACACUUCAGGUUACAGACUCCGCUAACCCAGAAAUAGUGUUUCAGGUUAAGAACUUUGUUUCAGGAUGAGAACAGAAAUCGUGCUACGGCGGCAACAGGAGGCCCCAUUAGCUAAAGUGGUGCUUCAGGUUAAGAACAGUUUUCAGGUUAAGUACGGACCUCCGGAACGAAUUAAGUACUUAACCCGAGGUACGACUGUAAUAAUAAUAAUAAUAAUAAUAAUAAUUUAUUAUUUCUACCCUGCCCAUCUGGCUGGGUUCCCCCAGCCACUCUGGGCAGCUUCCAACAAAACACUAAAAUACAAUAGCCUAUUAAACAUUAAAAGCUUCCCUAAACAGGGCUGCCUUUAGAUGUCUUCUAAAAGUUUGGUAGUUGUUUUUCUUUUGGGCAACUGGUGGGAGGGCGUUCCACAGGGCAGGCGCCACUACCGAGAAGGCCCUCUGCCUGGUUCCCGUAACUUGGCUUCUCGCAGUGUGGGAACUGCCAGAAGGCCCUCAGAGCUGGAACCCCGUGUCCGGGCAGAAAGAUCGAGGUGGAGACGCUCCUUCAGGUAUACUGGACCAAGGCCAGUAUACCUGAUAUAUAUAGAAGGUGCUUGUAGAAUUUGUACUGUUUAAAACGGAAAGGGGUUAAACGCCAGUGGUUCCCAAACUGUUUUUGGCCAUGCCCCACCUAAGCAUCUCUCAAAUUCUGAUGCUCCCCCCACCGACAUAAUCAUUCUUAAUUGUUCAAAUAGUGAACUCCUGUUCACAUGGAGGAAGCCUUAAAAGUCAUUGACUUGGUCUAACUGUUCUCGAAUUGCCCCCCUUAAAAAUCAAAUGGCCCCCUUGUGGGGCGUUUGCCCCAUGUUGGGACCCACGGGGUUAAACCAUUGCAAGAGGUGUUGAAAUUUUGGGAGGUUGGAUAGUUGCAAUGGAAUGGUGGGGUGCACCUUUUUAUUUUUACUUAUUUAUGAUAAUUACUUUGUCAAGAAAGGAGUGUGUGUGUGUGUGUGUGUGUGUGUGUAUAUAUAUAUAUAUAUAAGCAGCGGCAAUUAGAAUAAGAUCUAUUAUUGCAUCAACUUUACAUUUUUAAUAAUUUUAUUUAGCUUUUAGAAAUUUACAAUCACUUAUCCAACAAUCAACAUAAAAAGAGAAUUCCAAAAAAAUCUCCUGAACUUCCCUCCUCCCCUUUGUGGGUCCAAUAUAAGAAUUAACUUUCCCAUGUGGCUCAGCUUUUUGUUUUUUUAAAGAGUGACUUUGGGGCGUGCCCUAGAAGCAUCUUCCAAAAAAGUGUUUCAUACCAGAGGUUAUAAAGAAGACAAGACAAUUGUGAUCUAUUCACCACCCCUACAAUAAAUUUCCAAACUGCCCUUUGUCAUAAAUGACCUCCAGGCAGCAUUAGUUGCCAAAAUAGAAUGGUUAGUUGCCAUUUUGGGGCAAGACAGCUCUAAAGUUUUCUUUUUUAUGGAGUGGCUGUGAUGGAUUAUCAGUUAAACAUCUGGCAAGUUCAGAUGACAACCUUGAGCUACGUUAUGAACUUUGAGACCUUAAAGAAGAAUAAUCACUUGAUCCAGGGACGGUUCACAUAUAUAUUGGCCCAUUCCUACCUGUUUCUUCUUAAUGGUGACACAGAAUGUAAGAGGAUUUACAACUGAGCAGCACAGUUGGGUGGGGUAAGCGAAGACAAGCUACAACAUUUAACUAUAAUGUUAUUCACUGCUCCUGCUUAGGCUGCACAGAAAAAGCAUUUUGGUUCCUGAAAUUCAUUUGGAUUGUGCAGAUAAAAUAGAACUGAUAGAAUUCUACAGAAUGUGGUGUUACGUGUUCAAAAAAAGCCAAGAUCCAAGGAUCCCCAGGCAUGCAUACCUAAGCAAUUAUGUGGGCUUCUACAAUUUCCUCUUCCAGCUGUAAGUUGUCAGGCUUCAACAAAUCCUGUUCAGGGAGAAUCCUUUUAGGACCAGUUAGAGUGACAUGGAGGAAGAAGCAUGGUACUUUGGAUCUGUCACCAUGUUUUAAAAAUAAAAAAAGUUAUUUGGUUAAAUAUUCAUUAUUACAUUCACUCCCAAUGGACUUACUCUGCAAGCAUAAUAGUUGAUGACAUCAAUCUGCAUAAUAUGUGUCUGAAUAAGUUCAGAAUAACUGAGGCAGUUAUUGUUUUAGUUAAUAUAUGACUUAGUAUUGAACAGGAUGAGAGAAGAAAUACCGCUAAAUGUUUAGGUUCAGUUCAGCAUUAGGGUUAGGUCUCAGCUAUGCCAGUUUCAAAAUGAAAUUUUACCAUGCACUUCAGGGAGAGUCUUCUGCUGCUGUGCUACUAUGUGUGUCAGUGGCUCGGCAGCAAAAGACUCCAUUCUUUUCCUGAAGCUUUGUGGCACAAGCCAGGUGAUUCACACCACAGCAUGGCAGCAAAAAAAUCCGCUGCUGUGUGACAGCCAGCCAGAUAGUGGAGAUGUCGGUCAUUAUCCUGAUGCCCAUAUACGGUAUCUUCACUUGGUUCCAAGUAGCUCACAGCUCAACGUGCCUGUUGAGUUUUGAUCUUUGCUUCCAGGUAGUUUAUACAUAAACAAUUAUUAAAGCUAUAAAAACUAUAAAACUCAAAAAAGGAUUAAACUCAGUACCCAUUUGACUUUGUUUUUUGUUUGAUUUCCCUAUAAAAUAGCAUUUUUGUAGCAAGAGAAAAACCUGUAUUCAUGAAUUUGGCUCUAGAAUCAAAAUCUCAGUAGACUUCAAAUCUAUGUACAGAAGAUAAAUUGAAAAGUGGAAUAUCAGGAACAUUUUUUGAAAAUAUUGGAAAAAACUGCUCAGGAAUGUUGCAGCUGGCCAUACAAAGCAGUUUCGGUCAUACAACCCUUUUUGAAAGGACUAGUACAGUUCUUGCAGUGGGGGCUGCUGCUGUCACUUCCAAAGCUCUGGCUGGCUUGCAGCAGCUAGGGCAGGUGGUAAGAUAGUGGGAUUUCUGUUGUCCCUUGUUCUCCUUUUUCUUUCUUUGCAGUCAGUGACAAUAAAUUAACUAUACCAGCUUUAGGGCUGAUGUAGUUAGGUGCUUUGUUGGGAGCAGGAUGGGAGAACAAAGGGGGCUUAGCAUCCUGCAAAUCACCAACCACCCCUGAUGCACUCCUUUUCUUUUCCUACCCUCCUCUCCCCUCCCCUGACAGGCAGAACAUCUAACCUUAUGGAGCAUCUCACUUGUGAAAUUUGGGCAACACAAUACAGCCUUUUUCUGUGUAGAAGCCUUUUGACCCCUCCCAUGUUCAUACAUAAUUUUCUGAUUUAUCCAUUAAAAUUUCACUACGCCUGUUUUCUUAUCCUCAUGUCCUGGAAUGAACACUCCAUGAAUUAUGUGCUUCAAUUUAACAUUGGGAGUCUGGGACUGAUGACUCACAAUUUGAGCCACAGAUUUCUUAAACCAUUGUUUUUUCUUCCCUUCCUGUCUGUGGUGCCUCACUUUAGAGGAAAUGCAUUCACAUUUUCGGCAUAUCAUAGCAGCACACUGGUUUAUCAUAUGCAUAUCUCUCUUUUUUAGGCCCUAGGAGAGAGUGUAGUCUAUUGUUCCUAUGUGUUCGUCUGUUUCCUCUCAGUUUUGCCAAUGAAACUCAGAGAUAAGUGAAACUCUGAGAGAAUGACAGGAGAUCAGCUUUAGCUUUCGCAGAAUGGCUUAGUAUUCUGAGCUACAAAGGAUCACCUCAUUUUUUUACUGAAACCUUCAGAAAGGCCUCAAAUGCACAAAUGGAUUUAAUAAGUGCUGUGGAAUACUGCAGGUAGUGUAGUUGUUUUUCAUGUGUCCAUGUCAGGCCAUUUGGAACUGUGAUAGGCCUGACAGACUGCCUUCCCUAAGCUUCCCUCCCUAAGCCUAACUGGGGAGGGGUUUACUUUUUAUAUUUAUAUUUAGAUCCUGUCAUAUUUAUUCCUUUCGUCAUUUUACAUACUCUCAAUCACUCAACAGCAAUAAACAUAAAAUGCAAAUAGAGGUUACAAUCACAUCUAUGAGCAUUAAUUAAGAAGUCUAGAUAUAGGCAUUCCGUGUUGGUGGCUCUCCCUUCUUGUCUUUCUUGUUAAUGUAGGUGGUGAAAUAACACAAGACUGGUCCAAGCAACUCCCCAUUUACAUGGGAGUUGUGUUCCCAGGCGCCAUAUGGGUCAGUGGGAUGCACUUAAGCCUGCCCCACCCACUUGCGGUGCUGAAAAUUGUCUGUGUGUACUGCUCACACACAGAUGAGGAGUUGUCUGAAUAUAUUGUAUCUGAUUUUAGAUUUAUUUUCUGCCCUUCCCUAUAGAACAGGAUGUCCCAAAACAAGUUGUCUUAAGUGGUACUGAUAAACAUCAUAGGAACAUCUUGUUGCUGUAAGACAUUGAACUGGAUCAAUGUUGAUGUCAGUGGGGAGGCUUUGACUCCAUUUCAUCCUUUGUGUUGGAAGCAAAUUUAAAUGGAGGAGAGUUUCAAAAGUAGUUUGAAUUAUGGCAGGGAGGCUGUUGUAUAAGGUCAUAGGGUGAGUUGACUUGGUCAACAAUGUAUGCAUCCAAGUAGGUUUUCUCAUUUUUCCUGUGUAACUUUCAGGAAACCACUUUUGAAAUUGAGGCAUUUCAAAAGUACCGGUAGUUUAGUGGAACUCUUGUACUGCUUGUGAGUUUCCCCCAAGCAUCUGGUUGGCCACUGUGAGACUGGACUUAGAUGCGGCAUUGACCUGAUUCAACAGACUCUUCAUAUGUUCUUAAUGUUCAAGAUUAAUAAAAAUAUUUUUUUCACAUCUCAGCUAUUAUCUUGCAGUGUUUGCAGACUUGAUGAGACGAUGAGACCCUGUGAAGAUGUGUACUGCUUUGGUGUAGUUCAGUCAAAUUUUAUUCCCUCAAAUGCAGACUUUAGUGUGGUGUAGCUAAAUUAAUUGAUGCCUUUUGAGCCCUUUAAUAUAUACAGUGGUACCUCUGGUUACGUACUUAAUUCGUUCCGGAGGUCCGUUCUUAACCUGAAACUGUUCUUAACCUGAAGCACCACUUUAGCUAAUGGGGCCUCCUGCUGCUGCCGCGCCGCCGGAGCACAAUUUCUGUUCUCUCUUUUUUUUUAAUAUAAUUUUUAUUAACAGGCCAAUCAAAUCACAUUAUUUCCAAAUCACAUUAGUUCCAAAUUAUACAGCCAGAUUUUAAAAUUUUUGUUGGGGGUACCCAUACUUCAAGCUCCGAAAGGGGGUCCAAACAUCACUUAUAUUGCUGCUUUAAUUAGACAGUUCUAUCCAGUUCUGUCCAGAUAGUCUCUUUGUUACUUUCCUCAUCUUCUUGUUGUUAUCAUAUAAUUCUUUCUUUGUGAUCUCUGAUAAUCUUCACAAGCGGGUUAAAAACAAACAUCCUCUGUGUGGGUUUUACACUUUCCAAAAAUCAUAUCGCAUAAGGACAGACGCCAUUUCCACACCUCUGUAAAGAACUUUCCCUCAGUCUGUUCGUUAAUUUCCCCAGGCUUGCCAAACAUAUCUCAGAGGGCUCUGCCAGGUCUAGAUCACAUUCCGAAAAUCAUUCGCAUUCCGAUGACCCUGGUCGUCCUCCCCCCGUCCUCCUUAGGCAAGCCAGUCUUGGCGAGACGCCAUUUGAAACUGCGUCAUAAAACUUUCCUUCGUUCUCCGAUGUUUACCAAUCCUCUCAUUGAUCAAUAAUUCACUCCACACAGUUCUUAAAUUCCUGCUUGUGAUUAAUAAAUUGCAACGAUUCUUCUUUCUGGGGUGGAGGGUUAUUAAUAUCACAUAAGGCAAAAAGAAAGAAAAGUUUUUUCCUCCACCCCUUUUCCGUUUCACUCCAAACAUACCAGUCUUUUAAUGGUGAUUCAUCACUUGAUUUAUUUGUCCCGCCCGUCGCUCCGCUCACAGAGAUCCAUUAGUCAGCAGUCUUAACUCCCGAUCUUCGCUUGAUGUAUGUGCUUUAGCUUUUUUCCAAUUAUGUAUUUCCAAUUAUAUGUUUCGAGCCAAAGCGAACCAGUGUGCUGAUUGGAGACAGCGUCAGGAAGAGCCGACUUCAAACGAGGGCUUGUGCCAAGUGUCCGCACCCCCUUCUUUCAAAUCCGGGGGUGAAUUAUGGACACCGCUGGCAAGGCAGUCCCCCCCAUCCCCUGGGGGGGCGGGAAGGCUGCAUAUUUCCCAUAGCAGCCUCUUAAUUACCUCGUGUGGGUCAGAGAGAUGUUAUUGUCGGCCAUCUUCCAAUGCGCCCCCUGGUGGCCCCCGAGCACGAUUUCUGUUCUCAUCCUGAAGCAAAGUUCUUGACCUGAGGUAAUAUUUCUGGGUUAGCGGAGUCUGUAACCUGAAGCGUAUGUAACCUGAAGCGCAUGUAUCCCGAGGUACCACUGUAUGUAGAGUGAUACUUCUGAUGGACACAUGAAUAGAACAUAUAUGGUAUCUGUUGAAUUUUCUUCUGAGGCUGCUUUAUUUUUGUAUUAAAAUAGUACUAUUUUCUCAUAGCCUCAACUCAGCAGAGGUGUCUUGUCAAUGGUCAAUACACAGUCCAAGCUUGUUGGAGUUAAGUUUGCAUUGUUAAAAACCUGCACAUAGACAGGAAUUUAGGAAGAUUACAGCUGGGACUGAACAUCAGUGAAGCCAUGAGUUCUAGGUUACUCCAGACUUGAAGAUAGAACUGAGAUGGUUCAAUGUUAUGUGCACUGAACUUUUCAAAAAGAUGCAUUUUAACAAAAGAGUGUAGAUUAAAGAAAAACUUGGAGUGCAUUGAAGUGCAUAAACAUUGGUGUGUCUGCUUUUGUCUCAUUGAAGGAUGCUGUAGUUGCAUAAGGAAACAGAACCCAAGGAAACAAAGCAAAUUGUAUUUCAGAAACAAAAUACCGGUGUAUGUUUGUUUCAGAAACAAAAUGCAUGUUUAUAAUCCUCAGGUGUCUUUUUAGAUUAUGGUUGACUUUUGGAAUAUACUUUAGGGCAUAAAUGUUUAUCUCUUGUAUCUAGAGAUGAAUUGUGAAAUAGCUUUCGGGUUGCUGGCCAGAACCUACUUAGCUGUUACUUGGUACACUGGAAAAUGGAAGGUUAAACCCCAGAAGAUUUCUACACAAAACUAAACCCAUGGAAGAUUUUUACCUAUUAAUAUUCAAAAUUAAUAACAGCGAUGAGGUAAUAGCCUUGCUACUGCACAGAAUAACAUAUUGAAUGUGACUUUUGGAGCUUGUAAGUAGAGCUUUUAAACUCACUAAUGGUGUGGUCUGCUCAUUGCAAGAGGAGUAGAGGGGAAGCAUUGUAAAUGGACUAAAUGGGGUGUUUAAAAGGUCUAACAGUCUACAUUUUCCUAAAGCUUCACUGUGCGGUAUGAUUCUGUGACUUUAAUACUCUGCUGGGGGCUGCCUCUUGCUGGAGAGUGUGUUUAGCCCCUUGCUGUGGAUCUAGACAUCCAGCCAAGCCUUUUAUUAAUUACCCCACAUGGGUAAUCUGUCUAUGUGUGGUGGAAAGUAUAAGAUACAGACAACUCUUUAUAUCAGGGGCUGAUAACCUGCUGGCCUCCACUUGCUCUUGGACUACAAUGCCCAUCAUCCCUCACCACUGGCCAUGUUGGAUGCAGCUGAUGAGAAGUGGUCUAACAGAAUAUAGGGAGGCAUAGUUGUUUAAACCAGGAAAGUCAUUAAUACCCGUAUUCAUCGCUGUCCUUUGCUAUGACAUAUGUAGAAAUCCCAAGUGGCCUCCUUUUAAAACUGAAUUGUAACAUGGUACACAGCCUUAGUUAUGUAAUACUAAUUUAAAGACCCCUUAAAUCAAUUAAAUGUUUUGCAAUCUGACUUGCACAAGUGAAAGCAUGGACCAGGGCCAUCGUGGCUGAUCUUAAACUUUGGAGAUGAUUAUACUGGAGCACGAGUUACUUGCUUAUACGCCAACUCGCCUUAAAUUUGAUCCAAGCACACAGUGGUAAGCGAUGUACUUUGUUUUCACCCAGUUUAUGAGAUUACACUUCAUACCAGUUAGUAUCCAUUAUAUUUUCGAAAGUGUCCUUGUAAGUGCAGCCUUGUGAAUAAGCUUGCGCAAGUUACCAGCCUGCAAAAAGAAAUACAGUACUAGCUUACUGGGGGUUGGCAGAGGUGGGAUGGAGAGUUGUACCCUCCUUGUAGCAUACUGCUGCAUUUCUAAGCUGACUAUGGAGGUAGAGGGCUUGUCUCCUUUGGCAGUUCCUUUGCUGGGAGUAGAGGAGCAGUUGAGCACUUGGUUCCUCUCCAAUCAGCCUGUUCGUUUGCUUCCAUGGAAUUCAAUGCAUUCACCUUCACGUAGUUCCUUGUCACUUCUGGUUACCAAGCUAGUGCUUAAAUGAGAGGCUGGGUUGAUACUGAGUGGUUCAAAAAGUUUGAUCAAUUUACAUUUUUGUACCUUGUUAUAAAGGAACCUUGUGGCACCUUAAAGACUUACAUGUUUAUGGUGGCUUAAGCUUUCUGCUUAAUCAGAUUCAUGAAGUGCUACUUUUCAGCUGGCAACCUGGGCUCAUGAAAUGCCCAUAAUAAAUACAUUUGUCUCCUAUAAGUGCCACACAACUCUUUUCUUGCUUUGUUAUUUUGUUGCAACAGGUUAGCAAGGCUGUACCUCUGAAAGGUGAGUUUCAGAUGGUUAAUUCAUUGCAAGAGAGAAAAGUGUUACACAUUGACGCUUUAUAGCAAGUUAUAUGAACUUCUUUUUUAAAAAACCCCAAUAAAACUUCUGAAAGUGUAUGGCAUCAUUUAGAGAUAGAUUGCACAAUAGUACAAGUUGUAUAAUAAUAGGAUUGUAUAUGCAAACACUGCAUUGUUUUUUUAUUAGGUGGAGUGGGGAGCCUUUAAUGAGAUAUGCCAGAGUAUGCCUUUUAAUUCACAUCAUCAUCAUGCUGUUUUUAUUACAUUUGGAUAUAAGACAAAUACUGUAACUGAACUGGGACCUUUGUUCUCUUCCAUACUGGAGACACAGGCACUAUGCCUGGCGUGGUGUAAUAUAAAUUGAGCUGGUAACUGCUGAAAAUGUAAUAGGUAAUUGAUAUGUGGGUUUAACAAACUUUUCAUCUAAUAAAAUAUGCCCACAGUUGGGUGACUUCCAUUGUUAGGAAAGACUGAUGAGUGCAGAUUCAUCUGCUGUACUUGGAUCGGUUUGCUAAAUGGCAGCUAUGAAAUCUUUGGUGAUCAGUGCACUUCUUAAAUGAAUUUCUUCACCCUCUUCUGUUGCCCAUUUCCAUUCCCCAUUAUAAAAAGAGGAAUCCUGCACUUUUGAAUUGAGGUGCCUGCAAACAUACAGCCCUAUAGAAAGGAAAUGUGUUGUUGUUUAUGCUGUAGGCUAUGUUCUAGUUUUUGUGUAGAACGUUAUGGUCUAAUUUUGGCAAACUAGUGUAAUGUGUAAUUGGUUUGGGCUGCUUGAUAAACUUGGUGACAUAGAGAUGAACUACAGAACCAGUGUACUUAGGACUAAAACAGGUGUACAGUUGUACCUUGCUUGUCAAUUUAAUGCAUAGUCCAUUCGACUCACAGAACCAUUCAAAAGCCAAGGCACGGCUUCCGAUUGGCUGCAGGAGCUUCCUGCACUCAAUCAGAAGCUGCAGAAGCCGUUUCAGACGUUCAGCUUCCGAAAAUCGUUCGAAAACCGGAACACUCACUUGAAAAGAGAAUUAGACAAAUUCAUGGAGAUAGCUAUCAAAGGCUACUACAUGUGAUGACUGCUCUGCCUCCACCAUUGGUGGCAGUAAUGCUUCUGAAUACCAUUUGCUGGAAACUACAGGAGGGGAGAGGAGAGUGCUGUUGUACUCAUGUUUUGCUUGUAGCUUUCUGAAUAGGACUAGAUGGGUCACUGGCAUGGUGCAGCAGGCUCUUCGUAUGUUCUUAUAAAGGUAAAGGGACCCCUGACUGUCAGGUCCAGUCGCGGACAGCUCUGGGGUUGCGGCACUCAUCUCUCUUUACUGACCAAGGGAGCUGGCAUACAGCUCUGGGGUUGUGGCGCUCAUCUCGCUUUACUGGCCGAGGGAGCUGGCAUACAGCUUCUGGGUCAUGUGGCCAGCAUGACUAAGCCGCUUCUGGCGAACCAGAGCAGCGCACAGAAACACCGUUUACCUUCCGCUGGAGCGGUAUCUACUUGCACUUUGACGUGCUUUCGAACUUCUAGGUUGGCAGGAGCAGGGACCAAGCAACGGGAGCUCACCCCGUCGCAGGGAUUCGAACCGCCGACCUUCUGAUUGGCAAGCCCUAGGCUCUGUGGUUUAGACCACAGCACCACCCGCAUCCCUGUAUAUUCUUAUGAGUUAUAGUAAAAGCCAUGGAAACCUUCAUGCACUGCCUUUCACAUUCAAAUAUAUUAACCAAGUGUAUGAUAUAGCUGCAUCUUCAGUGUAGCUGCUGCUGUUUCGUCUUCUAAUUUAGUUUAUUAUCUCCCCUUCACCCACAAUGUCCCAGAGUGGGCUACAACAAUGCUAAAUACAGUCAAACCUCGGUUCUUGAACUGCUCCGUUGCCAAACAUUUUGGCUCCCGAAUGUUUAAAACCCAGAAGUAAAUGCUCCGAUUUUCAAACAUUCCUCGAAAGACGAACGUCUGACGUGGCUUCCGAUGAGUGCAAGAACCAAUCAGAAGCUGCACCUCGGAAGUCGAACUGUCUUCUGGAACAGAUUACGUGCGACUUCCGAGGUUUGACAGUAAAGUAUUAAAAAUGUACAAUCAGAAAUAUAGAGUGGGUCUUGAAAAUAUAUUUACCAGGUUUUAAAGCCUAAGGUAAAGAGUGCUCUUUCUCUGUCUGUUUCUCUGUCUCUCUCUCUGCCAAAAACUGUAUAGUGAAGUUGCCAGAUGCACAUCUGUGGGGAGGAGUUCCACAACCUACCUAUAGGUACAUGCUGGCAUGCUAGUUCUACACAAAUGUGCCAGUACCCAUGAUAAGUGCAUUUAAGUAUGUCCGGGGAAGCAUGGAACAUUUACAUCAAUAAGCAUUUGCCUCUUGCUUGUGUCAGAUUUGUUUGAGCUGAUCCCUAAAGCAGUUUCUGAUCUGUUUAACUGGAACUUAAAACCACCCGUUAUCGAUGUACCGCCCCUCACCCUAGCACAGGUUAAUCUGCCAGAAAUGUAAUGUUUGAAAUGGCCCUCACGUUCCUUUCUUAAACAUCUCUUUGGAAAUGGGCUCCAGUACCUUUUUUGGUUUCUAUGGAAGCUGCCCAGAGUGGCUGGGGAAACCCAGCCAGAUGGGCGGGGUACAAAUAAUAAAUUAUUAUUAUUAUUAUUAUACCUCUCGCUGUGGAUCUGUGCUUUGAGUACUUGCACUACAGUACUAGACUGCAGAAUGUUUUCUUUUUCCCUCCCAUACAUUAGGUAUUAUUCAAGGGAAGGAGUGGGCAUGAAAUUUGUGUUCUAAAAACUUCACCUAUCUUAAUGAGCAUAUUGAGAUGCUCAGGAUAUGAUUGCGUAUUGUGUUCAGAGAGUGUUUAUAUGAAUGAGGAAGACAGCCAGAGUAGUAUCUAUCUGGCCCAAAUUUGUCUGUGACUUGUACCAUAUUGAAAAUUCUAUAUAGAAGUAAGAAGAUGCUGGAUCAGGUCAGUGACCCGCCUAGAUCAGCAUCCUGUUGACACAGGUCCUUGUGGGGAACCUGCAAGCAGAACCAAAGAACAAGAGCACUCUCCUCCCUUACAGUUUUUAGCAACUGAGAUUACUGUGUGACAAAAGAAACCCACACAUUUUUUGAGACAUUCAAAAAUAUGUGUCUUACCUUUUUUUCUCAAUUAAUGGAGCCUGAGAUUACAACAAUUAGCAUAUGGGGGUCCUCAAACAAAAGAGAGUUUAAAAGGGCAGUCCUCUAAACAUUAUUUCUAGAGCUUUUACGACCAAGUCACUGGUGGCAAAGAUUGCUACUGGGUCCAAGCUGGUUUGGGUUCUUAAAUUUGUGACACUUUGUAGAAACAUCCAUCAUAUCACUUGUCAUCUUAUAUUCUAUUUCUGAUCUUUAGGGAAGAGUCCCUGCACUUAUGUAGCUGAAACAAAAACACUCAUGAGCAAGAGAGAGGUGAACCCCUGUGUUUGCAGAAGUAAAAUCAGUAUUUGGGUUGGGGCUGUGGGGGGCACAAAAGAAGGGCAGUGUGAACUUGGGAUGCUCAGAAGACGUUGACUGUUGGAAGUUGGGUUGAAAGGGGGGGCGGCGGUUACAGAACACAAGGAAUUCAAACUGCAGCAUUUUGUUGCAGAUCCUUCUGGUAAUGUCUAAUAAUUAAUUUUAAAAUCCUCUCAUUGCUUUUCAUCAUUUUGCUAAACUGGCCAGUUAUUUUAUAUAUAUAUCAUGAAAAUACAUGAGGAAACUAAGGAAACCUUUUUCUGUUGUCGUAUCAAACAGAAGUGUGAAGUAAAACAAGCUUGCACUUCACUGAAAUUUAAAUAGAAUUAUUCUUUUAGGUGAGUGGUCUUUUGUGUGCAUGACCAUAUGCAGGGCAGAAAAAUGUGACUGAAGUUGCAGUAUAUUUGGGAUUUUCAUAUUCUGGGUUAUUUUUCUCUGUGUUCAUUUGUUACAUCUUUGGGAUUUUCCUUCCAGAUUUAUUGCAAGACCAUGUGCUGUACUUCUUAACAUUCAAAACUGUGAACCUCGCACAGCUCAACCCAAUGCAAUUCUAGAAAAGGUGUUUACAUCUAUCACUAAGGUGAGUGAUGCUUCAAAUUUUUGUUUGAAUGCAAUAGAAUGAGUAGUGGUUAUAAAAACCAUACAUACCACCUUGAGCUCCUUGGAGGCAUGGGGGAUAUAAAUGUUAUUAAAUUAAAAAAAAUGCUCAUUCUUUCCAGUUCUGUUGUUUUCCAGGGAAAAUAAACUUUUCACUACUAUAGUGAACAUCUAGCUCAUGGGUAGGCAAACUAAGGCCCGGAGGCUGGAUCCGGCCCAAUCGCCUUCUAAAUCCGGCCUGCGGAUGGUCAUCAGCAUGUUUUUACAUAAGUAGAAUGUGUGCUUUUAUUUAAAAUGCAUCUCUGGGUUAUUUGUGGGGCAUAGGAAUGCAUUCAUUCCCCACCCAAAUAUAGUCUGGCCCCCCACAAGGUCUGAGGGACAGUGGACCGGCCCCCUGCUGAAAAAGUUUGCUGACCCCUGAUCUAGCUACACAUAACCAGAAAAUCUGGCUACAUGUGUUCUUUACAUUGUUUUGUAUGUGUUGCUGUUUACUCCCCACUUCCAAUGUGUGUGUUGAGUGCGUACAUCUAGUACUCAGACUAUAAUUCUGUAUAAGGUUUGAACAGAAACCAGGCAAGGUACUGUUGAAGAUAACUGAUCAUGUCAUUUCCUCCAUAGUUCUCAGUUUUUCUCUGAAGAAAAUUACCGGUACUUCUUCUCUUACUGUCACUACUAUGCUAAUCUGUUGAGUUAUUUUCCUAUUGUCUGGGUUUCUCAGAACAUUGAUGUGUAGACUAUAAUGGAUGCAACCAGUGUUUUCGUUUUCUUUUUAGAAAAAAGGGUGUUGAUACUCACCAUGAAGUUGUUAGAGAAAGUGUCUCAGUUUUAACAUUCGGGGGGGAGGUGCUGGUGGUGUGUACCCCUAGAUAAAAGGACUACUGUAUUUGCAACAGUAUUUAACAGAAGACUAACCUUUAGCAGAACUAGGAAUGGAGGUUUGACAAUAAUUCACCCCCCCACCAAAACCUUACCUAUGCUGAAACAGGCAUAUUUCCAAGAAACUAUGGAUUUAUUUCUGUUUCAUUCUUCACGGGAUGGAUCCUGGAGGCUGACUUCUUAUUUCUGUUGAAUGCUUUUAACUCCCUACUGCUGCUUUUAAUUUAUAUCAAAUACUCUAUUGUAAGAAUAUCCCUGUCGUGCUCUGUUCACCUUGGCUACUUUUGUUAGCUCUGUCUGCUGAUGGAUGGCCACACCGACUCGGCCCUGGACACACUGACCAGAUACUUGGAAGCUGUGGCUGGAUGGUUUCGUGGGAGCCGAUUGAAACUAAAUCCUUCGAAGACAGAGGUCCUAUGGCUGGGUCGGGAUGGCAUGGGGAUGAGAGACCAACUCCCUUCUCUUGCAGGGGCCCAAUUAGUGCCAUUGCCUUCCAUUAAGAGUUUGGGUGUAAUCCUUGACGCCUCCCUUUCCAUGGAGGCGCAGGUUACAGCAACAGCCAAGGCGACAUUUUUCCACCUUUGCCGCAUCAAGCAGUUGGUCCCUUACCUUUCCUGCCCCGACCCGGCCACAGUGAUCCAUGCAGUGGUCACCUCCAGGCUUGACUACUGUAAUUCGCUCUAUGCGGGGCUGCCCUUGAAGCUGUCCCAGAAACUCCAGCGGGUGCAGAAUGCAGGUGCGAGGCGCCUGUCGGGGUCUCUGCCAUGGGAGCAUAUUGACCCAGUGCUUUUCCAGAUGCACUGCCUCCUGGUGCAGUACAGGGUCAGAUUUAAGGUGCUGGUUUUGACCUUUAAUGCCUUCACGGCCUAGGACCCUCGUACCUACGGGACCGCCUCUCCCGGUAUGCCCCACAGAGAGCCUCAAGGUCCAUAAAUAGCAACACCCUAGUGGUCCCAGGCCCUAAGGAAGUUAGAUUAGCUUCAACCAGAGCCAGGGCCUUUUCAACACUGGCUCCGGCCUGGUGGAACGCUCUGCCUCACGAGACCAGGGCCCUGCAGGAUCUGAUUUCUUUCCGCAGGGUCUGUAAGACAGAGUUGUUCCGCCUGGCCUUUGGCUUGGAGCCAGUUUGAUUCCCUCCCCCUCUUCCUUUUUCCUUUUUCCUUUCUCCUCCUGUGAUGAGGCUGCAUUUUAAUAUUUUAAUGUUUCAGUAUUUUAAUGUUGUAUUUUAAUCUUAUUUUUAAGUUGUAUUCAUUCAACUUGUUUUUAUUAUUGCUUGUUCGCCGCCUUGGCUGGGGAGGGUGGGUUAUAAAUAAAAAUUAUUAUUAUUAUUAUUAUUAUUAUUAUUAUUUAAGGCAAAUGUAGGCGUAGUUUUGAAAGCACUUGAAUGGAAAACUAGUUUUGGUGACACUAGCCUGGCAUCAAAUCCUGUUUUGCUGCCAGAAUUCCAGGUGAUGAGUAGGAACUUUCUGCACAGAUGCGUGUGGCUGAAGGGAAGAAAUCUCCGGUAGUAUUGUCAUCUUUUUGAAAAAGAUAAGGAAAGUACUGCAAGCAGUCAGUACAAUAAGCCAAAAUGUAAAAAUGCAGUGUAAUACCCUACUGGCGUGUUAAGCUUACACACUUUGGUUUUGUGUGGGUAUGUGUUAUUUCUUUGGAAUUUGUUUUUCAUGGCAUCUUGCAUCCACAUUAUUUUAUAUUAUCAUAUUGGAUCUUUAUGUAUAUUUCUUCUAAUAAUUUGUUCCUUGAACUGAUUAUUUAACCAGUGUUACUUUUUCUAGCAAAACGUUGUCGGUACAAUUUUGUAUAAUAUGCAGCAGAUCGAAGAAUAAUUGGGCGAUAAUGGGAAGAGUCUGUUUUGGAAGGUAGCUAAGGAGUAUGUGUUUGAUUACUUUCUAGUUUCCAGAUGCAAGAAGAUUAGAGGGCUUGUCAAAACAACUAGAUUGGAAUGUCCGAAAAAUCCAGCGCUGGUUUCGUCAUCGAAGGAACCAAGAUAAACCAAGCACUCAUGUGAAGUUCUGUGAGAGCAUGUAGGUUUGUGUGUAGUUCACCUCUUACAGCUCCAAUUGUUUUGUUUUAAAGUUGACAUCUUGUGGUCUCUGAAAUUUUGAAGAAAGGCAUUCUUGUAAAACAGAUGGCUAUUCAGCAAUAGGCAUUACUGAAAAUUCUUUUAAGGUUAUAUCCAACUAAAUGGUUGAAUGGAACGACAACUACAAGUUCAGUUGCAACUGCUCCUUCUUCCCCUUGUGUGCCUCCAGUAUCACCCUCAAAUCUGCUCUAGAGAGCUAGAGGGAAUCCCCAGAGCAGAUUUGGGGGAUGCAUGGGGAAGGACAGAGAAGGGAAGUUCACUUGCACUUGUGGAAGUCUUUCCAUGUGUGCAAUGAUUUAGCUGGAUACAACACUUGUUUUUUUUAUUUGUACCAGGAGAUACAUUUGGGUGUUUCACCACUAUUUGUGUUUCAGUGUGGUAAAAUAGCUCUUUCACCUUUAGUUUGGACUGUACAGCAGAUAGCUAUAAUUUUUAAUCUUUAUGCAAGCUAUAUUUUAUCCUUUGAAGUUAUUUUCCAUUGCAUGCACUUGAAUUUUUCCUGGGCCCUCGUUUCUUUUCAUUCCCACUUAAAUUUAUUUUCUUACCCUUUUCUGCAUGACCUCUAUCACUAUAGUAUCUGAGCAUCUUUGCCUUCCUGCCUGCUACUUCUGUGACUUCUACCUCUCUUCCUCAGUGGCUUCUUCCCCAAGAUAUUUGCUUUAGGUGAGUGGGAAUCUCAUUUGACAUCUGUCUGUCUUUGGUUUAUACUCUAAAUUGGAAGCUGCUUAAUCGUAAGCCCCAUUCCCAUGUUACUUGUGAGUAGGGCAUUGCUGUGAUUCAUGCGAUCCUGUCCCUGUUGCAGCAUCUCCUCCUCCAAAAGAAGUUUGUCUGAAGUGUCUGCAGUUGUCUGAAGUGAAUGCCCAACCUGGAAGAAUUAUUGGGGGGUCAAGAUACAUUCAGGAACUCACAUUUUGAGGUUUUACCAGACAACCUUAGUGUCCAUGCAUAUGCUUUUUCCUCUUAUUGUGGGGCUAACAUAGUUGUGUAUAUCAAAGUCUCCUACGGAUAUUUUAUAGAUCUAAAUUAUAUUAUGUUAAGUCUCUAAAACAUGUUCGAGUUAAUUUUGGAUUUUCCCUGGUUGGUGCUUUACAACAUCAAUAUAUUUGUACCAUGUAUUUGAUUCUUACUUUUUCACUUCCAGGUGGAAGCUUGCAUAUUCUAUCUGUAUAUUUACGUAUGGACUCAGAAUUCUUUGGUUGGUGAGUAUGUUGCAUAAUAAUCAAUAUAUAUUCAGUGGAAUUAAAUUAAAAGAUUCAUUUGGUCCUUGGGGACUUCCUUAACAUUCUUAUUUGGGUGGUCAGUUAUUCCUUCAAUUCUAUCAUGGCAGAACAGGAAAGGUAGCCUUUAUAUCACUCUUCAUCUCAGGAAUGCUGCAACUUUCACUUUUUGACUCCAGAACCAGAAAGACCAGUUCAUGAUUUGUGAUGCCUUUUAUUUGUUGUUUCUUGAAAAGGGUGUUGAUCCCUGUCUUAUAAUCUAUGGUUGCUUGUAUUGAGCAAUUUCCCCCUCAAUAUAAGGGAUCCCGUAUCUACAUGUUCUAGUUGUACAGUUUUCUAGUAUCUUUCAUUCAUUCAUUAUUAUUAUUUUUUAAUCUAGGCACCCUGGCUUUGGGAUACUCGACAAUGCUGGUACAACUACCCUUUUCAGGUAUGUGGUGUCUUUACUAAUAAAAGCUUGUAACAGUGUUAGGUAUCAUUUCCUGAAGUUGUUCAGCCUUUGACUGAUCACUUUCCUCUUGAACCAGUUUGCCACUGGAAGUACUGAUAUAUACACAAAGUUCCCUCAUUUGAUACAGCUUAUCUGUCAACUUUGAGGGAAGUAACCUGUGGAACAGCUGUGUAUGUCAAAAUAAGCAUCCUGUUCUUGCAAAUAUAUUUUCACAUGUUAGAGCUUAACUUGGAGCGCUGGUAAAUCAAAGGUGACUGAUUGCAGUACAUGUGCCUGGUUGUGUUUCAAAGUGAAUUUGCAGAUAUGUCAAGAAAAACGUAAUUCUUAGAGCAAAUGGGCGUAUUAUGCUUUGCUACACAUUCCACUAGCGUGCCUUUCUGUCUGCCUUUUAAUGAUCUGGUCUGUGUAGGAGGUAAUGGGCAUACUUUACUUAGAAUGUGUUUGAUGCUUUAGUGCUAAACGUAAGGAAUGAGGGAAUACAAAAUAGCUGGAAUGAUGCAAUAGGGAGAGAUUUAUAGUGGCAGUUCUCUGUGUAGUGUAGACCUUCUUUUAGUCCUGCAGUCAUUAUGUAGAUAGAUUGAAAACUAGUGAGAAAAACUGUGUGUGCUGAAAACCAUCCAGUCGCUAAAUAAACACUCUCUGCAUCUGAACUCACCUAAGUUUUUGUCUUGCUGCUGAUCUAUCAAAAAAGUGCUUUUUUAUGGGUUUGAGGCUCCAAACAGUACAGGCUGAUUGCUCUCUAGUUUAUUUUGUUUGUUUUUUACAUGAUACUUGGAUGGUAAUGCUGAAUUCUUCUCUGAUCCUCCUCUUUUAAAAUUGCUGUGUCUAAGUAACAUGUAUUUCAAAAGCACACAUGGCAAGUAAUCUGUGGCCUUUUCUUUGUAGACACCUGCUAAAUGGAAGACGCACUUUUUAAUAGUUAGCUAAAGGCCUGUCAAGUUUUGCAGCCUGGGGAAUAGACAGUUCUAGUCUUUUCUCCAACCAAUCUACUUGUCUUCCCCCAGUCCUUAGCUUGUUACCCCUCACUGAGAUUUUGGGAGUGGGGUAUCAGAAAUAUUGCCCUUUCCCUGAAAGCUAAGAACUAUGACCAGGAGAAGGAAGUGUUGCUUUUUCUCAUGGGGCAUUUUGGUGUGGUCAGGCCACCAGGUUUCAAGUGGUGUUAUCCUUAAGUGCAAAUGACAGCUGUUCAGUUUAUAUAAGGGUACAAUUGGGUGUGAUUUUGGGAGAUCUGCCAUCAGAUCUCACUUUAAAAACCACACAUAAUAGCAGCUCUGGGGGAGGAAGUGGGAAGAACCGAAAGAAGGGAGGAUAGGUUUCUUUGUAAUUACAAUAUUGAACGCUUAGGUUAUCAUUUUGCAGGAUGGAAGGACAUAAACACUUACCUGUUUAAGCCAGCAGCGGAGAAUCUCUAAUUCUCCUGUAGGUCAAAUUAGGCUAGAAAGUGGUCCCAGAUUGUCCUGCAAAGUUGUUUCCCCUAAACUACACCUACCUGCCCCACACCUGAUGUCACAUGUGACACCAGUUGUGGACAGGCAAAGAUUCAGGUACAAAGGAGCAAUAGAGAAUGGAAAAGUGUGCUCCCGAUUGCUUUUUGGCAAGCAAGCCUUGUUGUCAGCUUCAAUCAGUCGAUUGACAGUGAUAGCAAACCCUGCUGAGAUGGGCUGCACUUUGGAGCCCCCAGUCAAGGUUGAACACCCAAUCCCUUGCCAAAGCAACACAUGCCUAUCGGUUUACAAGCCCUGCAGAGAAACAUUCCAUUCGCUUGCACUUUUUGAAAUAAAAUUGCACAGGCAAAGGGAUGCUUCACCUGGGGUCAUGAUGACAUCAGAAGAUUGAUAGGUGAGUGGUCCCAGCUAUAAGUCAAUUACAUCCUUGGGGUUGGGGAACAUCAGGAUCUGGCUCUCUGGCUGGACUCAAUUUCCUAUCAGUGGUUUUAAGUAUUUAAAUCGGGGUGGGGAACCUGUGGCCCUCCAGAUGUUGAUGGACUACAGCUCCCAUCUUCCCUGACCCUUGGGAGCUGAUGGGCAUUGGAAUCCAACAGCAUUUGGACUGUCCUGCUUUAAGUAGCUCUUAAUGCAUAUGUUACAUGCUGUUUCUAAACAAGACUUUCUUUCUGUUUUUCAGCCCCUAUCAUCCAGCCUUUACUACUAUUAUUUUGUGCAACUGGCCUUCUACUGGUCUCUUGUGUUUUCACAGUUUAUAGAUGUGAAGCGAAAGGUAAUUAACUAGCUGUUUCCAGGAGCCUUAAACAAUCCCAUUAACCUUUCUGAAUGAGGGGAAGAAUCAUUCAGUACCAAGUAAUAGAAUGACUGAUUUGUAUCUUAUAAUAAAACCUACUUUGAUUAGAAGACUUCCAUCAAAUGCAAACCUGUGAUGAGUGAAGUACGUGUAUGUGUGAAUGUAUUAUGAUGACUCAUGUGAAGCUGGUUGAGCCUUUUAUCCUUUUCUAGGACAGGGAGGAACUAAGGAAUCCUAUGUGUGGUUUUCUACAUUUCCUAGCUUGUUUUUUUUGAGCUAUUCUGAAAGCAUGGGUUUAGAACAAAAACAAACAGGUGCCCUCAGCUGGAAAAUUCAUAUUGAGGCUGUGCUGACCCGCAUCUGAAGGGCACUGCUGAAGGUUGCCCUACAUGGUGUUGUAAUCAGGUCCAGUGUGAAUCCGGUACAAAUGUGCAUUUAGAUAUGUGACAUUGGACUGUCCAGGCAAAUAAAUGUCACUAGUUUCAUGGGUUUAUAUCCUUUCCUCUUUCCCCCUGCUCUACAAUAUUGCUUUACCUAGGCAUGCUAUUAAUCCUGUUUGUGUUUUAGGUUCCUUAAACCUGAAUUUCAACUUGUUUUCAUGCCAAUAUCUCUAGAUUUCUCUGCUUAGAUAGUGUUCAACGGAGAAAUGCUCAGUAAGUUGUGAUUUAGAUGCUUUCCCAAUUUGAUUAUGGAAGGAAUUUAACAUUUCCCAUUUGAUUGUUGAAAGCAGUAGCGUCCUUAAGGCAUAUGUUCAAAGGAGCUUACAGAGAGAGAAAAUUAAAACUAAUAAUAAAAAUUUAAUUUUAAAGCUUUUUUUAAUAAAAAAAAUAUAUAGAUCAGCUAGUCGAAAACAUCCUUCCAUGAGAAAUCCAAUUUACAAAAAGUGGUCUUGUGUUUCCUGAAUAAGGUUCUGUGAAUACAGUGAGCAAACUGGAAUUCAAGAGUAUGAAAGAAAAGUAUGGAAUCCCAAAGCCACAGACAUUGUAUUGCAUUUCUGUAAGAAACAGACAUCAAGAAUAAAUAUGACAGAUAAAAAUCAGUUGCAUUAACAUGUACAUAUAGCAGAGCACAAGGCACAAACAGGAGUUGAAUAGUUGUGUUAUAGUAGCUAUAAGGAUAAAUAUUUCAGACCUGGGAACUCUUUUGUAAAGCUGUUGAUGUGUCCUGGAGUCAUCAUGAUAAUGUACCCCCAUCAUUUCAAAACAAAGGAACUGGGCUAAUGUUUCUAGAACUUGAAGGAUCGUAGAGGACAACUAGGAAAAUAAAUAGAAAAUAUUGGAUUAAGAUUAUCUUAAAUCCAAUUACCACUGUCAUCAGUUGUCUGGGCCUAGGAUGUUGUGCAUUUGUCUUCUCACUUACUGCUCAUAUUUUGGCUGCAAACAUUUUUGGCAUUCUGUAUAAAUGGGCCAUAUUCAACAAACAGGAGCUGAUGAAUUUAGUUUUGAGAUACUUUGUGGGUUGCAGAGGUACUGCCCAGUUACAGUGAAUAGUUUCUAAAUGCAGUUACCAGUAAAAGAAGCAGUUGUUUUAAUUGCUGCUGCCAUUAUUUGCUUUCUGCAAACCACUGGAAACUGAAUGCACCUGGAAGUCUCUCAAUACAUUGUUGGAGAAUGGGUGCUUUUCCAGAAUGUCUUCUGUGUAUGCAUUCAUGGGGAACAAGGCAACUGAUGUGGCAUUUUCGUUAUUUUUCUCUCGGACAAUCAUGUGAGCAGAAACCACCAGAAAUUUAAUGUCUCGAUUGUGAGUUCUCCCUGAAAUGUUUUGUGGCUGACCACUUUCACUAAAACAUUUUCAGCUAUAUGCCUCAGUAAGAAUUGCUCCAAAAAUAUUUAUAUGGAGGCAAAUGUUUUACACAAGCUAAUCUUCCCUUUUUUUGUGUCACUGUAACUGGAGUUAAUCUCCAGUUAAAUUAUUAUUAUUAUAAUUAUAAUCUCUUUCCUUCAGCUGACUGUUGAGAUCCCUAGGAGAGGGAGAUGUGUGUACUUCAGUUUACUCAGGGAGCCCUAGCAGAAUCCUACCUAGUAACUUGUUGAAGAGUUAGUGAGUACACCUGUUAGUAUUUUGCUGGCCUAUUAGUAGAAUUACAUGAGAAGCUUGGAAAAGAGGUAGUUUGAGUAUUGCUGAAUGCAAUUGUUGUUUUUAUAUAUGCUUCCUAAACCUUGAGUCCCUGACCCAAGUCCCAAGGUACUUAUUUAUUCUGUGAACUGCCUUGGGACCUCCGGGCAUCAGGCAGUAUAUAAAUUCAAUCAAUCAAUCAAUCAAUCAAUCAAUCAAUCAAUAAAAUAAAUACUCUAAGGUUGCUGUAGCAUUGACUUUUCAGCAGUCUACAUGGUAUGUUUUGCAAGGAUUGUGAGUAAACUGUUUUCAAUGAAGGAGUGCCCAGCAUUGGCUGCUUAUCAUGAGGCUUGGUUCCUAGAAUAGGCUACCCAAUCUGUACAGAUUCUACACCCAAAAUGGGAGGUUGCUGAAAGAAAAAUAAAAAAGACUAUUGUCUUACUCUGGCACCAGUGAUUUUCUCCCAAAGCAAUACCUUUACUGAUAACAUUUCAGAUUACAAAAAACCCUAAUUUUAUCUUAUUCAAACUGACUACAUUGAGAGACACUCCUAUAUAGCAAAUAACCCUGUUCUGCAAUGUCCCUCAGAUCAGCCUCCAUACCUGAGGACUGGAAAGCAGCCAAAGUAGCACAAUAUUUUUUAUUUUAUUUUUUAAAAAGGGUUCCAGCAGGGUUCCUGAAAAUUACAGGCUGGUUAGCUUAACAUCUGUCCCUGGAAAACUGAUGGAAAGUAAUGUUAAAGAUAAAAUAACCAACUAUAUAGAACAAGGGAAAGUCUUGUCUCACAAACCUAUUGGAAUUCUUUGAGAAUGUCAAUAAGCAUAUACAGUCUUACCUUGGUUCUUGAAUUUAAUCGUUCCGGAAGUCCAUUCAACUCCUGGAACCGUUCAAAAACCAAGGCACGGCUUUUGAUUGGCUGCAGGAGCUUCCUGCACUCAAAUUGGAAGCCGUGGAAGCUAUGUCAGACGUUUGGCUUCUGAAAAUCGUUUGAAAAUUGGAACAAUCACUUCCGGUUUUCAAUUGUUCAGGAACCAAAACGUUCGGCAACUUAGCUGUUCAACAUCCAAGGUACGACUAGAUAACAGUGAUCCAGUUGGCUUGGACUUCCAAAAUACAGUGGUACCUCGGGUUACAGAUGCUUCAGGUUACAUACGCUUCAGGUUACAGACUCCACUAACCCAGAAAUAGUACCUCGGGUUAAGAACUUUGCUUCAGGAUGAGAACAGAAAUUGUGCCGUGGCGGUGCGGCAACAGCGGGAGGCCCCAUUAGCUAAAGUGGUGUCUCAGGUUAAGAACAGUUUUAGGUUAAGAACGGACCUCCGGAACGAAUUAAGUUCUUAACCAGAGGUACCACUGUACUUUUGACUAAGUACCUCACCAAAGACUCCUGAGAAAGCUUAGUAGUCAAGGAAUAAGAGAGAUCCUCUUUCAGAUCAAGAAUUGGUUAAGAUGCCAGAAGCAAAGUGUAGGAAUAAACAGACAGUUCUCCAAACAGAGAGAAGUAGUGGGGUUUUUGUCUUUUGACUUGCUAAUAAAUGAUUUGGAGUUAGGAGUGAGCAGUGAGGAGGCCAAAUUUGCUGAUGAUGCUAAAUUGUCCAGGGUUGUUAAAACAGAAAGAGAUUGCGAAGAGCUCCAAAUUGGCCUCUCCAAACUGAGUAAAUGGGCAGUGAAAAGGCAAAUGCAAUUCACUGUAAACAAGUGUAAAAUGAUGCAAAACAUAAUAAUCUUAACUUUACGUACAUUCUCCUAGGGUCUGAACUGCAUGUGACAGACCAGGAACAAGAGUAGAUAACUUGAUGAAGAUGUUGGCCAAGGUGCAAAUCCCAUGUUGUCAUUGCUGUUGAGGAUCAGGAAACUUUUUCACUUGGAAGAAAAGGUUUUCAAUAACACUAAUGGCACACCAGUUUGAUUUGUGAUGAAGUGAUGGCUGUACACAUUUCUAGACCGCUGUUCUAUAAUAAAUCAUUUUGAUCUUGAAAGCAGCUCACCUUUGUGUCAGAAAGAAGUUUGUAGGUGCUAAACUAAAGAUUUCCCAAUCUGUAUUAUGUUGUGUUCCUUGCACUCCAUAGUGAUAUCAUGCUGGUACUUGUUUUUUCAGGAUUUCCUGGUCAUGUUUAUUCAUCACCUGUUAUCAGUUGCACUCAUUAGCUUCUCCUAUAUGAACAACAUGGUGCGGGUAGGAAGCUUGGUUUUGUUGGUUCAUGAUAUGGCAGAUGGCUUCCUAGAAGUAAGUACCUCACACAGUUCUAUCGAGUUUUUACCACUGUAUUCAAAUGGCUUAUUUGUGUUAGAUGCUUUUAAUUUUUUUCUAGAAAUCCAUUUGCAUACAACGGAAAAAAGUAAUAACCAUUUCUUAAACCAUUUCUUAAAUGAUGGGAUUAUUGCAUUGAAGUCUGGAGGAGUUUUCUUAGAGCUUCUCCCUUUUCCCCCCCCAGGUAGCAAAAAUUGCCAACUAUGCCAAAUACCAGCGAGUCUGUGAUGCCACCUUUGUACUGUUUUGUGUGGUGUUCAUUGUUACUCGUUUGGGGAUUUAUCCUUUCUGGUAAGUAUUUACUGGGAUUGAGGUGGGGGAGAGCAAGUCAAGGGAUAACUUUAGGGGUUCAUUGUGCCAAGAGUCUGGUACAGACGAUUAAACAGCUGUAGCACACAGGUAACCUCUGUAACAGGACCCCUUCACAGAUGUGUGAUAAGAAGCAUAUCCCCUGAAGAACUUGAUUGAUUUUGGGACUCAGGAAGCAAAAGGGCCUGGCAGAAUGCGUGAGGAGGCAUCAGGAGCUCCAAGUUUUGGUUGUGCUGUUUCAAUAUUUUAUAUACAAUGGCAAAAUACUUAAGGUGGACCCUGAGUUGGGUUUCAAUCUCUUCAGGUUGCGCAGUGCCAUUGCAGCUUGUGCUCGAGAGGCAGGAUAUGGAAUGUGGUCCCUGGUCUCCAUUCAGUCAUAAUGCCAGAGGUCCUCUCCCGCUGUUGCAGAAGGGGCCAGUUUGAAUCGGUGGAGAUUGUUGAACAGUUCCUCUUGAUACUUUGUGCAUUACUUGUGUGGAUAGAGAGGUAUUGGAAGGGAACCCAUUGAGUAUCGCUUGUUAUACUGUGUGGCUCCUGCUAGCCACUCAGAAAAGGUGUCCUGCUUCAACUUUAUAUCUGUGUAGGCCCUUGCAAGAUUUAGAACUUGGAUUGUCCAGAUUUCUGGAUUACACAGGGAGCCUGCACAGGUAGAAAGCGCUCUUCAGGAGUUACUGUUGACGCAUGAGAAUCCAGGAGGAAUUCUGCAACCCAGGGUUGCUCCUUUGUGCUGAGUGAUUUGGGAAGAGGAAUUAGGCUGCCCAGCACAUCUGCAUUUGAGGUGUGAUCGACAGAUGUCCCUCUGAGCCAACUCAUGCCAACUUUCUAUCCUAGUUAUCAUUUUCAGCUAUGGCAGUAGAGUACUCCCUCAACCGAGGAGAGAUUUCAGAGUAAUAAAUGACUUGAAAUGUAUUCUUGCACUGGUGCAUUGGUCUGUGCAAGCAAACAAAUCUUCUUACUACUGGCCCCACUGAUUGUGAUUACGCCAUGGCAGCCUGUACGUAUUGUUGCUAUAUCACUCAGCAAGCCCUUGGCGUGUGGUAGGGAGCCAGUGAAUCUUUAAUGCUGUUUCCAUUGGUCUUAUUGUAAUCCCCCUGUUUCCCGGGUAUGCCUGCUUAUCUCAGAUUGCAAUGGGAAGUGACUUUGCUGUCUCAGUGGUUGCAUACUGUGUAAUGCCAUACUGCACUUAUCAAAUAGCAUGCGGUGGCUCAUGUAGAAACUGUUUUUCCCUUUAGAGGUGGGAAGGUCCCUCCUCCGAGAGUGCAAAGGCAGGUUUGACUAAUGAAGACCUGCGGGAGGAGAGUUUCAGGCUCUCUUGAGUUCUAGCAACCAGAGGCCUCAGAUUUCCUUGGCUUUCUCCCUUUUUAAAGUCCUUAAUAGAUCUGAUAUUUUCCUGCUGCAGCAAGGUGCAGUGGGGUAAAUCACACAUUUUCUGUCAGUGUAAGGCUUCCUAAAUCCAUUAAACAUGUAAAACCAACAGACCUUUUUAUUUUUUUCUGGAAAUAGAUGAAUUGCUAAGCAUUUCAGCUCCUGACUCAAUCAAAGCAUUAACAAAAACUGAAUGGAGAAGAAACCUGUGCCUCUGAGAUGUCCACUCAUAUACUGAGAUGUCUUAAGACUGGAGGCAUUAACAUUCCGUAAAGGAUUUUUUUUAUGGGGCAGAUGUUUUUGUAGUCCAGUCAGCUUGGUUUCUAUCUAGAAGCUGGGAGUUGUGAAAGAUAAGCAAAGUGCCAAUAUAACAACUCACUUCUUUGUCUUGCAGGUUACUGAACACAACUUUGUUUGAAAGCAAGGAAAUAAUUGGCCCUUAUACAUCAUGGUGGCUAUUUAAUGGGCUUCUUCUAAUUUUGCAAGUUCUAAAUGUCAUCUGGUCCUAUUUCAUCAUUCGCAUUGCCUACAAGGCCCUGGCACGAGGGAAGGUAUGAAUUCCAACUUACUUAAGCACUGGGAACUCCCAGAUACUUGCUUCCUUUUUUGCAUAUUUCACAAACACCUGUGGCUUUGAAGAAGGCGGACUGCUGCCUGAGAUAACAACUUUUUACUUCGAUAUCAUUUUAACUUAUAUGUUAAGUAGCUGCUAGAAUGAGAAAAGUAUUUGUCUCUCUUCACACCACUCUGCUUCCUCCCAUUAGUAAUCGCACACACAAACACACCAGCCAUUGCUCUUGAUCCUUCUCCAGACUGGCCAUAUUUAUCCAGACCACCCAAGUAGUUCUCUCACAUUGAUGAAUGUUACUCACUUGUAAAGGUGCAAUUGCAGAGUGAAUCGCAAUUUUGCUCAGAAUUCCCUGAUGAGCUGUACUUCAUGUUACAUAUCAAAUGCUCCCCACCAGACAACAUCAGAGGCUUAGGUUUGACUGAAGUAGGAAAUGCUGCCCCAGCAGAUCUGGUUGGCUACUAUGAAAACUAGAUGGACCUUUUGUCAGAUCCAGCAAGGCUGCUCUUAACGUUUUUUUGCACUCUGAAUUCUGGUACCAACAUUUUAUUGCUGCCAGAUAAACCUGGCCUACCUAACAGUGCUAGGGGUAAACAACUGCUAAAAAAUACAAGUAUGCACCAAGAAAAGCUUGAAACAGCACCACGUAAAAUCUGUCCAUAUAAACAAUAAUGCACAAAGUGUGCACAAUACGUUUUAAUAGGCAUCAGGGAGCGGCACAAAGCUAGGUAGAGCCUAUACAAACUGGAAUAAUGCUUGGCAUUCUUAGCUCCCCCUUCUUGGAUUCCCACACACUUUCAAAUCUGUCUUCUCAAUCCUAAGCACUUUUUAAAGAUGUAAAUUGUAAAAACAGAUAUUGAGUUGCUGGAUUCUGUAUUAUCACAUACCAACCCUUGUUAGUGGACAUAGGAACACUGCACUGAAAGGCUGGAGGGCUCUGGGUUUUUUGUUUUAAAAUGCAGUGGCAUAGAAGGAAUUUUCUGGAAUGAGAAUUGAUGCUGCACCGAUGCAGAUCAUACUGAUCAUAACGCAGGAGGUUUGCCUAUCCUUUGUGCAUAUUGCUCUCCAGCGUAACAUUCUGGAGCAUUUCUCCGUAUAUUCCACUUCACUGUUCUAGUUACUAAAAAUGGGGAUAUUUAAUUCCAGGAGCUGAUCAGUGUGUCAAAUACACCCAGCAGAAGGAAAGGUGAUAUUGAAAGGCCGAAAGGGCCUUGCUGCUAAACUCCUCUUUGCUUUGUAGCAGUGAGUGUUCCAGGCCCUUACCUGCAGUGUUGCUGAGCAUAGGUGCUAGAACUGACUCUUAGAAGCCGCUCCUUUAAGAAGCAUUGGAAGCCACUACAUUGCCAGAACUUAGCUUGCCUUCACUUUUUUUCUGAGGAGGACAUUGGCAUGAAGGAGGACAGGUAGCUAAGUUUAUUAAGACCUCUGGCUCUCAAAGUAGGGCUUGUGUUUAGCCUUCUAUUGUGUCUGCAGGGCUUUGUGGGAGGAGGAGAGGCUAUAGUUUUAUGUAGGAAAGAAGUGAAAACUACUUGUUCUUAUGAAAGUGGCCAUGGAAGCAGAUUUGCAAAAGAGAGAGAGAUAAUUUAUCUGAACAAUUCAGAAUCAGAAUCUUAGCUAAAUACUAUAUAUUUACAGAAAUAAACAGUUCUAUAGUAUUGGGCAUUUGCUUUCCUGUAGAGCAUUUUAAUGAUGCCUGAGUACUUUUCUUUCUGCAUACAGUGGUGCCCCGCAAGACGAAUGCCUCGCAAGACGAAAAACCCGCUAGACGAAAGGGUUUUCCGUUUUUCGAUGCGCUUCGCAAGACGAAUUUCCCUAUGGGCUUGCUUCGCAAGACGAAAACGUCUUGCGAGUCUUGCGAUUUUUUUCGCUCCCCCCCCCUUUUUCUAAGCCGCUAAGCCGCUAAGCCUUUAAUAGCUGCUAAUAGCGCUAAUCCGCUAAGCCGCUAAUAGGGUUGCUUCGCAAGACGAAAAAACCGCUAGACGAAGAGACUCGCGGAACGGAUUAUUUUUGUCUUGUGAGGCACCACUGUAUUCAAAUAACCCCAAUUUCUUCUCUGCCUUGCAGCUUAGAUACUGCGUCUUUUCUUUUCCUGUGUUUGUAUCUUAAUUACAUAUAUAUUUGUAGAUUUAAUCUAGAUGUGCCAUGAGUAGAGCUGGGGAGCAAGCAAGCCGGGUUGAGGGGAGCCUUCCAGAAUUACUUGGGAAGUAGUGCUGAAGAAUGCUGGGGAAGGGGAGAAUCAGUAAAAUUUGCCCAUUCCACUUUUCUUUAAACGGGAUCUUCAGCUGGAUCUCAGUCCCUUCCAUGAACGGAAGGGGAAGUCUGGAUCUCACCCAUGUUUGUUUCGUUCAUUUAUCUGCUGAGUGGCUAUAGCUGAUUUUCAAGCUUGGGGUGUCUUGCAGGAGACCUGCAUCUCUCCUCUCCUUGCUUUUCUCUCCUGAUCAGGUGACCUAGUCAGGGAAGGACUCUCCUCUGUAUUCUUCAUUCUCUCUCCCUCCUUUCUCUGUGCCAGACUGAAGCUGGAUCUCUUCCUCUUCUUGUAUGUAAGUGCAAUCUGCUUUUGUGGCCGGUAGAGGGGAGCGGGGGGACUACCUGUGUCUAAAAUGAGUCUGAACACUGUUUAGCCUCAAACCAGCUGUGCUUUGCAGGUUUCUUUCAAACAGUUGUUAGUUAAUCUGAAAACUGCUCACAAGAAAGUCAGGUCUCUGAUAUUGACGUAGGUGGCUAUAAUCUUUGUGUGCGACCUUCAUCUGUGGACCUUCAGCUCUGUGGUUCAUCUUGCUAGUAUUUUUUUCAAUUAAAUCUUCCUUUCUUUGGAAAGGAAAAUAUAGCAUAGAAUGCAUCAGGUAAUGAAUAUUCACUCUAAAAACACAUACUUUUUUAAAAAAAAAGGCUGAAUAAAACAGCAUGUAAAAUUUGAAAACCUAGUUCAGUUCAUCUGUUGCUAAAAUGAGAUUGUUUGUUUCUCUCUGGAAUGUUACGAAAAUGGCUUUGGUAGGUUUUAUAUAUUUUGUGGUUUUAUAUUUUGAUUUUGUUCCUUGAACUGCCCUGAGACCUCCGUGUAUAGGGCAGUAUAAUAAUAAUAAUAAUAAUUUAAAAAAAAAAAUUAGAUAGUAGGUGGGUUCUGUUGGAAAAGUGUUGCAUAAGGCCUGAGCAACCACCAAGAAAAUCUCUGCUUGUCCCUACUGUGGAUGCUGAUGGAAUUUAGCAUCAUGAAGCCAGACUUUCUGAAAACCUACAUGGUCAGUCCUUAUGGAUCCGGGUCAUUUACAGUUUUCAGAGUUAAAAUCGGCACCAUUUAUAAAUGGAUAUACCUUGGAAUCUGGGAUACGGAGACUUAAAAGCCUGCCACAUAGUAUUCCUAGUCUUCACAUGAGGAAAACCAUUGCCACAAAUGGCUAUAAAAUAUAACACAAUUUUUGUUAAUUAUUCCUGCCUCCCAUUUAUAUUAUGAUCUUAAAAGCAUUUGGUGGCUAUCAGGCAAUAUAUAUUUGCAGCUCUUGAGAAGUGGGCACCUACAGUUGACCCUGUCAAUCAUUAACUUGUCAUUGGUAGGUGCCCUGCCAUCCUUUCUAUAGGGCUGUUCAAAGUCCAUAUGCCUAACUGUAAUCAGGGGUGUGGAUAGCUUGAGCACACCUAGUGCACAUUAGGCGCAAGGGUAAAAAUCCCGAGUGUUAUGUAAAUGAGUGCUAUUGGUUGCAGGCUCACAAGUGGAGGGCCUACCCUUGACAGCUGCUACAGCAGAGAUAGAAUAAUCUGUACAUAACUAUGAUGUGAGCAUUUCAGCCUUGUUUGCAGUAACAGCCGGUGCCUUUACUGUUCAGUAGUAAUCUAUUGCCACCUUGUGGCAAGUCAUGUAAACAAUAAAUACGAAAUGGACUGUGAACUUUAUAGGACCUGGGUGCCAGUCUGCAUGAGGAUUUUUUUCAGGCUGCGCAUGGGUUCUAAAACACUUGCCGCAUGAUGCACUAGUUAAUCUGUACCCUUCCUGCAGUUUCUCCCUAUUGGUUCUGUGUGUUUUCAGAGCUGUUCUGUUACGGGUGGUGGUGGUCCUUCUCUCUGUGUGCUAGUGCUUGUGGUGUGUUGUAGCAUCACACUAUAAUAUUUUCAGUGGGAGUGGCUUAAAACCUUAAAAACAUUUCCCACCCCCCAGCUUUUACACCUCACCUUUAUCUUAACCUUUGGUUGGCGGAAGUGGGCAGGAAAUUAUCUGCCAUUUUCAUGUACGUUCCUGCAUUUCACAGCCAUUAGCAAGCAAUAGAGAAGGCAGCCCUUUGUCACAGUGUAGACGUGAGAAACACGCGCGCGCGCACACACACACAUUUCCUACAAUAAAUGAAGCUCUGUAAAGUAGUACUUUAUUUCCCUCCCCCACUUUAGCUCCUUGAAUGUUCACCUGCACUAUUGCGCCAGUGUUUACAAGGUUAAAAAUAAAAGGCCACAUGAGGCCCCCCCACAACGCCACCAGCCACUAAUAAGCUACUUCCCACUGUAAUCAGCGGCAUGGGAUUACUUUUAGAGGAAGAAGUGCACAGUGCCACAGUGUGCUGCCACCACUAUGCCUCAAGGACCGCAUCUCCCCAUAAAAAUCGCCCCAGACCUCUGCGUUCAUCAUCUGAGGCCCUUCUUCAUGUGCCUUUUCCACGUGAGGUCUGGAGGGUGACAACACGAGAACGGGCCUUUUUUAUAGUGGUGACUCCCCUUUUGUGGAAUGCUCUCCCCAGGGAGGUUCGCCUGGCACUUUCAUUAUAUAUAUUUUUAGGCACAAGGCGUUUCUCUUCAACCAGGCCUUUGGCUGAUUAAAUGUGUCUGUGGGAAGGGGGAGUUAUCAUUAUUAUUAUUCACUUGUGUUUUUAUCUUGUGUGAACCACCCUGAGAUCUUGUGAUGAAGGCCAAAAUAAUAAUAAUAAUAAUAAUGUUCCAACAAUGAAAAGCUGUCUAGGGCAGAUUUUUGCUAGUGUAAGUGUAUGCAAGUUUUUGAGUGUUACGUAAUUCUUUUUUUAUAUAGAGUCUGCAUACGUAAUAUAGCAGGAGUGGGUUCAAUAAAUAUUAUUGUACCUGUUUUGCAUGGCAUCACGUCACCCAGGAACCACUUACUGAAAUACGUUCUUGUCUCUAUUAUAAAUACGUGGGUGUGUGUAUUCAGUUAUGAAUAUAUAAAGAAUAAACUUACAUAGACCACAAUCACAGUUCAGCCUGGACCACAGGUUGAAUGCAGCUUUCCAGUUCUCUCUUCACCCCUCAGGACUCUCUGGGGCUCACGUCUCUCCCCCCCUAGCUCCCCCCCCUCUACUGGGCCUGCUCAGUGCAUGCCUUCCUCAGGUGGUCUUGCAUGGCCAGAAUGUACCCUUGAACUAUUAUAAUGUCUCUUGCUGGCAUGCCUUGAUGUGUGUAAACCUCUAGCCACCAAUGAGGCUGGAAGUAGCUUCCUUUACAGAAGGUAAGAGUCGGAUCUGUUGUGCUUUUGCUUCUGGUCCCACCUACCACUGCCAUGUGGCCCGUGGCUGAAUUCCCCGUCCCUGUCAUUGAGGGAAAGUCUGACCUCUUCACCACUUGUCUGGUGGUUUUGUUUUAAUAUAUGCUUACCUGGUUUAAUAUAUGCUUACCUGGAAAUGGCGUUUCCAUGUGCUGCGCUGGUGCUGGCUCGCCAGAGCAGCUUCGUCACGCUGGCCACGUGACCCGGAAGUGUCUCCGGACAGCGCUGGCCCCCGGCCUCUUAAGUGAGAUGGGCGCACAACCCUAGAGUCGGACAGGAUUGGCCCGUACGGGCAGGGGUACCUUCACCUUUUUACCUGGUUAAUUAAUACGCCUGAUGGCAAAAUUAGACUUGGGCUAAUUCUGGUCAUGUGAAAAGUACUUGUAGUAUUUACAUUUCAGGAGAUAUUCCUCUUGGGCUAUCCUUGAAAGAAUGGUAUUAUCUGUUUAAAUUGUUAUCCAUCAGAAUGAGUAAUGUUUGUAAGACUAUGUGGCCUUUUUCUUGAAGAGCUGAGGUGCAUUCUGUUUGUAGGGUGAACCUCUUCCCAUCAGCUUUAUGAUGUUCCCUUAUAGCUCAGGUGUGUUUAGUGACCAAGCAGUCAAAUUUCCUGCCCUGGGAGAUCCAUCUGACUUCCUCUUUAAUGUCAUUUUGCUAUUUCCUUUAAAUAUUUCACAUACAUUUUAUAAUAUCCUUGAUAUAUUUUCAUUCUGGCACCUGGUUAGUUAUUUUUUGAAUGUCUUAUAAAGUUACUAUUUUAUUUGCUUUAAAAUUUAGAUUCUUGGCCCCUUGAACACUUUUCAGAAAUUGGAAAGCAGCGAAGCAAAUCAUUUAUUUUUCAAAAAAUUAUGUGAAGAAUGGAAAUGCAUUAGAAAUAAUAUAUUCCAUUUCCUCCCCCGCAAUGUUUUGAGGUCCAAAAGUAGCGGCCACAAUUCCUGCAAAAAAGCAUUUAUGAUCUUGGUGGAAAUCUGCCCUUCCAAAGGAAGCUUUCACAUAAAUUUGGCUGGGACCUGGUGUUUACCUCUAUGGAUGUUGGUGAUCUGACACUAAGUAAAAGCGAAACAAAAGAAGUGCCAUGGUCAGAUCACUUCCUGGUGCAACUGGACUUCUCUGCGACCCAUCCCCUCUGCAGGGUGGUGGGACCAAUUCGGAUGGUCCGCCCCCGCCACUUAAUGGAUCCAAAUGGUUUCCAGAGAGUGGUAGGGGAUGCUUUAUCCCAUGUUGAUGGCCUUUCAGCUGAUUCCCUGGUGGCCCGCUGGAAUGUGGAGUUAACCAGGGCUAUUGACUGUUUGGCUCCGAAGCGCCCUCUCCGAUUGCAUGGAGCCCGGACAGCCCCGCGGUUUUCCACGGAUCUGAGGGCAAUGAAACAAUCGUUGAGAUAGCUAGAGUGCUGGUGGCGGAUAACUCAUUCCGAAUCUGACCGGACACAGGUUAGAGCUCAACAUUGAGCCUACCAAGUGGCGAUAGCGACGGCGAAGAAGAAUUUCUUCACCGCCUCUAUUGCAUCUGCAGAAAACAGCAGCAGGAGACUUUUUCAGGUGGUUCACAAUUUAGCGGAACCACCUGCAACAUCGGGGCCCAGUACAGGCCACAUGUUCUCCUGCAAUGAUUUUGCAAAGUUUUUUGCAGAUAAAAUUGCUCAGAUUUGGGAAGAAGUAGACUCCACCGUGGGAGCAGGGCUGGGGCGGGAGAGUGCUAGAGUUUUGUCUAGUCAAGUUGAGUGGGAUCAAUUGCAAUCUGUUACCUCCGAGGAUGUGGACAGGCUGCUUGGACGAGUGAAACCAACCACCUGUCUCCUGGAUCCUUGCCCAUCCUGGCUUAUAAAAGCUAGCCGGGAAGGACUGGGUGAUGGGCUUCGUGGGGUGGUGAAUGCUUCCCUCCGUGAGGGAGCCUUCCCAGACCCGCUGAAAUAGGCGGUUAUUAAACCGCUUCUUAAAAAACCAUCUUUAGAUGCGGCCACGAUGGCCAACUAUCGCCCAGUCUCAAAUCUUCCAUUCUUGGGCAAGGUGAUUGAGCGAGUGGUUGCUGAACAACUCCAGGCACGCCUGGAAGAAGCGGACCAUUUGGAUCCCUUCCAGUCGGGAUUCAGGCCUCAUCAUGGGACUGAAACUGCCUUGGUCGCACUGGUUGAUGAUCUCCGGCGGGCUAGGGACAAAGGUGAGAGCUGUUUCCUAGUUCUGCUGGAUCUCUCAGCGGCGUUUGAUACCAUCGACCAUAAAUCCUUCUGGACCGUCUUGAGGGGCUGGGAGCUGGGGGCACUGUCAUACAGUGGUUCCGCUCCUUCCUCCUGGGCCGUGUUCAGAAAGUGGUGGUGGGGGAUGAGUGUUCAGAACCCUGUGCUCUCACUUGUGGGGUGCCUCAGGGUUCUGUCCUCUCCCCAUGCUUUUCAACAUUUACAUGCAGCCGCUGGGAGAGAUCAUCAGGAGGUUUGGGCUGGGUGUUCAUCAGUAUGCGGAUGAUACCCAGCUCUACCUCUCUUUUAAAUCAGAACCAGUGAAGGCGGUGAAGGUCCUGUGUGAGUGUCUGGAGGCGGUUGGAGGAUGGAUGGCGGCUAACAGAUUGAGGUUGAAUCCUGACAAGACAGAAGUACUGUUUUUGGGGGACAGGAGGUGGGCAGGUGUGGAGGAUUCCCUGGUCCUGAAUGGGGUAACUGUGCCCCUGAAGGACCAGGUGCGCAGCCUGGGAGUCAUUUUGGACUCACAGCUGUCCAUGGAGGCACAGGUCAAAUCUGUGUCCAGGGCAGCUGUUUACCAGCUCCAUCUGGUACGUAGGCUGAGACCCUAUCUGCCUGCGGACUGUCUCGACAGAGUGGUGCAUGCUCUGGUUAUCUCCCGCUUGGACUACUGCAAUGCACUCUACGUGGGGCUACCUUUGAAGGUGACUCGGAAAGUACAACUAAUCCAGAAUGCGGCAGCUAGACUGGUGACUGGGGGCGGCCGCUGAGACCAUAUAACACCGUCUUGAAAGACCUACAUUGGCUCCCAGUAUGUUUCCGAGCACAAUUCAAAGUGUUGGUGCUGACCUUUAAAGCCCUAAAUGUCCUCGGUCCAGUAUACCUGAAGGAGCGUCUCCACCCCCAUCGUUCUGCCCGGACGCUGAGGUCCAGCGCUGAGGGCCUUCUGGCGGUUCCCUCAUUGCGAGAAGCAAAGCUACAGGGAACCAGGCAGAGGGCUUUCUCUGUAGUGGCGCCCGCCCUGUGGAACGCCCUUCCAGCAGAUGUCAAAGCGAUAAACAACUACCUGACAUUCAGAAGACAUCUUAAGGCAGCCCUGUUCAGGGAAGUUUUUAACGUGUGAUAUUUUACUGUAUUUUUGGUUUCUAUGGAAGCCGCCCAGAGUGGCUGGGGAGGCCCAGCCAGAUGGGCGGGGUAUAAAUAAUAAUAAUUUAUUAUUAUUAUUAUUAUUAUUAUUAUUAUUAUUAUUAUUAUGGCUAUGGCUAUGUAGAAAAACUGAGGAUACCUGCUUCUUUGUUUUCUGUACUCUGUUCUUUUCUGGUUGUUCUUCGCAAACUUCACAACUAAAUUUGAAAACUGUACCAUCUAAGCAACUAAUAGCUAAGUGUAAUAUGGUGAAUGCUACACUGAGUGCUUAACUGAUUUUCAAAUUAGCUCUUAUAUUUGUGGUAGACUUACUCUGCUUCUUUCUGUCAGGUGUCAAAAGAUGAACGCAGUGAUGUCGAAAGUAGCUCUGAAGAGGAAGAUGUGACUUCAAGCAGCAGGAAAGGAGUCCUUAGCUCUUCAAGCAAUGAUACCAGUCGGAUUAACGGCCACAUAACUAGUGGGCAGUGGGCAGAAGAGGAGUAAGAACCGGCAGGGAGGCCUCAAGAAAACACAGACUUGUGUUCAAAUGACUAGAUAUGUCUUAACUCCAUAUCCCCAAGAAAUCUUUACUUAUGCCGGCGCUUUGCCCCCAAAUCCUCCAGCAGUUCUGAAACAGGCACAUCACAGUUUUGUACUGAAGGAAUCUAGUUGAUUGCUAGUGCAAAAGCUAUUUCCAGUUUCACAUUUUAAAGAAAUUAAGCCAUUUUGCAUUUAAUGGUAUCCUAUGUUUGCUGAAGCGUGUGAGUGAGAGAGAGUGAGUGAGAGGUGGGGGAGGCUGUUUUAUUUUAUAGAUCAACUGAAACAUUGAGAGAAAGUAUUCUUGCAACAACUCUGAAGGUUCGGAUCUCAAACAGGUUCUGCCUCUCACUUUUUAAUUGCAUUCCAGGGUUUUUUUUUUAAACACUGUGGCCUGGUCUAAGCUGAUAUUCCAUGCUCCUAGCAGCAAGGACUAAAGCUGUGUCCUAGGGAGUCUGGGAUGUGCCACAGCUAGGCAUACCAACCUGGUGGUGGUAGAGACAGGCCGACUGAGCAAUUUGCUUAUUUGUUGUUGGGAUCCCAUUUGCUAAUAAAGUUUUACGUCUGCUUGUUUGGGUGGGUGGGAAGACAAGGCUGGCGUUCAUUGCUCCCCCCCCCCCCCCCCGAGUGGAGUAGUGUCUCCAAAGUCUUCAUUUUGACUUCCUAAAAUCACCUGUUUUUCCUACGAAUGCUAUGGGUUUUGAGUCACAUAGGAAUGACAAGGAAGAGGUGGAUAAAUUUGUGUACUAGGAUAAUAGGCAUGGAUGAUCUGGUUCUGCUGCCGACUUUUCCAUAGACGCUUCUACUUUCAGAAGAGAAGCAAGCAUGCCGCCUGUACCUGCUUCAGAGUCUUUUGGUGAGAUGUCUGUGGGAUAAAGAGGUUGCCACACAAGGGCUUUGAGUCCCUGCCUCCCUUUUACUAAAUGGUACUUCAGGGGAGAUGAAAGGCAGCAAAGUGUUGUCACGAGCAGGACUUUGAAAAUGCCCUGACUUAUUAUCAUUUUAUACUAUUGUUUACUCUGAUUAAAAAUAAAUUUGCUUGAAGAGUU
Podarcis lilfordi (Lilford's wall lizard) is the source of this 37214-nucleotide messenger RNA. The record is from the annotation of a GenBank genome assembly. Lineage: Eukaryota; Metazoa; Chordata; Lepidosauria; Squamata; Lacertidae.